Messenger RNA from Dioscorea cayenensis subsp. rotundata (Guinea yam), 1776 nucleotides. Its product is annotated as shaggy-related protein kinase eta. The record is from RefSeq and is a predicted model, not a curated record. Bases 67 to 1281 code for a protein of 404 amino acids. Gene Ontology annotation, molecular function: ATP binding; protein serine/threonine kinase activity. Gene Ontology annotation, biological process: protein phosphorylation; signal transduction. NCBI's taxonomy places the organism in Eukaryota, Viridiplantae, Streptophyta, Magnoliopsida, Dioscoreales, Dioscoreaceae. Gene Ontology annotation, cellular component: cytoplasm. The transcript is spliced from 12 exons.
GAAGAGAGAGAGAGAGAGAGAGAGGAAGGAGAGAACUCGGAGGAGCAGCUGGUGCCGUGGUUCCACAUGGCGUCCAUGCCUCUCGGUCCGCAGCCUCCGCCGCCGGACCGUGACGUCGUCAUGACCGAUUGCCGACGGCCGGAGGUGGCCGACGACAAGGAAGCGUCAGUUGUUGAUAACAAUGAUACAGCCACUGGUCAUAUCAUUUCCACAACAAUUGGAGGCAAGAACGGUGAAGCUAAGAGGACAAUCAGUUACAUGGCGGAACGGGUUGUGGGAACUGGGUCAUUUGGGAUUGUUUUCCAGGCCAAAUGCUUGGAGACUGGUGAGACUGUUGCCAUUAAGAAAGUCCUGCAAGACAAGCGGUACAAAAAUCGUGAGCUGCAAUUGAUGCGAUCCAUGGAUCAUCCCAAUGUGAUCUCUUUGAAGCAUUGUUUCUUCUCCACCACAAACAGAGAUGAGUUAUUUCUUAACCUGGUGAUGGAGUUUGUUCCAGAGACUUUAUAUCGGGUACUCAAGCAUUACAGCAAUGUGAAUCAGAGGAUGCCCCUUAUCUAUGUGAAGCUUUAUACAUAUCAGAUAUUUAGAGGGUUGGCUUACAUUCAUACAGUUCCAGGAGUUUGUCAUAGAGAUGUGAAGCCACAAAAUCUUCUGGUUGAUCCUCUUACCCACCAAGUCAAGCUUUGUGAUUUUGGAAGCGCCAAAGUUUUGGUAAAGGGUGAAGCAAACAUUUCAUACAUUUGUUCUCGUUAUUAUCGCGCUCCAGAGCUCAUUUUUGGUGCAACAGAAUAUACAACAACUAUUGAUAUAUGGUCAGCUGGUUGUGUACUUGCCGAGUUACUUCUUGGUCAGCCAUUGUUUCCUGGAGAAAGCGCUGUUGAUCAGCUUGUUGAAAUAAUCAAGGUACUUGGUACUCCAACUAGGGAGGAAAUUCGCUGUAUGAAUCCGAACUAUACAGAGUAUAGGUUUCCACAGAUAAAAGCUCAUCCGUGGCACAAGGUAUUCCACAAGCGAAUGCCUCCUGAAGCAAUAGAUCUUGCAUCAAGGCUUCUUCAGUACUCUCCUAGCCUUCGUUGCUCUGCGCUUGAGGCUUGUGCACAUCCUUUCUUUGAUGAGCUAAGGGAACCUAAUGCACGGCUGCCAAAUGGGCGUCCCCUACCACCACUGUUUAAUUUUAAGCAAGAGUUAGCAGGAGCUUCACCAGAGCUGAUCAACAAGCUCAUUCCCGAACACAUAAGACGACAAGCUGGUCUAAGUUUCGCUCACCCAGCUGGAACUUGAGUAUCCCCUUAUCUUAAUGUAUUGCAGUUAAAUGCAAGAGGCCUUUUUCUGGGUUUCAUGCACACGAACAACCUGAUGAAAGCUUCACUGGUGGACUGUUGGUUUUCGUGGGUGUAAUUUAACUUCAUUCUUCCCAACUCCGAACAUGUAUAUCUCUGAUAAAUGAGAUCAAAAUGGGGGAGAAAAAGGAGCAUUGAACAUAUGGUCUCACAGUGUGUUUAGUAACAACAACAUGGAAUAGUAGCUGGAGCAAUUCUGCCUCUUCUUUUGCUGGAAGGUGUCUUAUCUCAAUGUACUGUUGUUCUUAAUUUUUGGCAUUAGUUGCAUGUAAUUGUAGUAGUGUCUUGUGCUUGUAAACCAGUUUCUAUGUAUGCUGUUUUGAAGCUUGUCCUUCUGUAAAUGUUUCUCCUUGAAUGGAGAUUUGGAAAUGAUCUUGUGUUUUUAUAACUAACAUAGAAUGCCAAACUUCUGAGGUUGAGCAGUGAUGUUUUAGUU